CUACCAAAACCCUCAGGAGGCAAGACACUAUCAAAUGCUGGAGUAUGGCCCGCCCUGCCUUUCUAUUCCGUGUCACGUAUUUAUUUUCUCAAUGCCCCAGUGUUUGUUUCGCGAAUAUCGCAAAUUCCCUUGUCAAUCGUGACAGAGCAAAGAAUAUAUACGCCGUCUACUUGUUGUUCCAUUUACCCCUCGCGGUGUCAUCUGUCAAAGCUACUCUUCGCCAAUUCCUACCUGAAGGUGCUGUCGCCGCUCUAUCUUCAGUCGAUCACUGGAGGUUCGGCUGGUUGAGUCGCCUCGUGAUGUUAGACACCCAAACCAUUAUUGCAUUGGUGGCCCUUGUCAUUUCCAUGCCACCGACUCUCGCAGUCCUGAUUACUUGGUGGAGGAAGUCUCGGUGACGGUCUUCCUCUGCUUGUCAAGAUGAUGAGCAUUUCGUUGGAACUGAACUAAGCUGCCGUUAUUUUUGUCGUGCGGUUCACUACAGUCGCACCGCGUCCAUCUCUUCAAACUCCAGUGCCAUUCUGACUGUCGAGAUGGUUGCCAUGAACCGAUUUCCUUUGUCGUCUGAAAGCAGCGAUUAACGAGCGUGCGAGAAAUAUUGUAUAACUCGAGAUCAGAGCUUGUAUGUUUUCUUGUUCUCAUAUCGACGGCCACUACGCAAGCUAGUUACAAGGUCCACAUGGAGUGAGCGAUUACGAUAAAUUAA
Trichoderma harzianum CBS 226.95 is the source of this 706-nucleotide messenger RNA. RefSeq lists its product as hypothetical. The transcript is spliced from 2 exons. Bases 45 to 398 code for a protein of 117 amino acids. Lineage: Eukaryota; Fungi; Ascomycota; Sordariomycetes; Hypocreales; Hypocreaceae. The record is from RefSeq and is a predicted model, not a curated record.